AUGAGGAAGACAAGAGAUCUUUAUAAGAAAAUUAGAGAAAUUAAAGGAAAAUUCCAGGCAAAAAUUGGAAUGAUAAAAGAUAGAAACAGGAAAGAUCUGAGUGAAGCAGAGGAUGUUAAGGAAAGAUGGGCAGAAUAUGUAGAAGACCUAUACAAGAAAGAACUGCAUAAUGACAGGGCUCCUACAGCUGAUGUUAAUGUUAAUUUAGAACUAGAGCCAGAUAUUUUGGAGAGUGAAAUCCAGUGGGCCCUUGAAAAUAUGGCUGAUAACAAAACCAGUGGACACGAUGAAAUACCAGCAGAAAUGUUUAAAGUCACUGGAAAAGAUGCAGUGAAAGUGCUGCAUUCAAUAUGCCAAAAAAAUAUGGAUCACGCAGCAAUGGCCAGAAGACUGGAAAAGAUCAGUAUUCAUCCCCAUUCCCAAGAAGAGAAGUUCUAA
Molecule: messenger RNA, 438 nt
Organism: Schistocerca nitens (vagrant locust)
Lineage: Eukaryota; Metazoa; Arthropoda; Insecta; Orthoptera; Acrididae
Exons: 1
Coding region: 1-438 (145 amino acids)
Source: RefSeq, a predicted model, not a curated record